AGUGUAGUUGAACAAGGUGACUUGUUCAUCGAGACGCGAGAGGUUCUGGCACCUCACCGCCAUCCGACCGCUAAGAUACUUAGAUUAAAUAAAAGCUCCAACGACAAAGCGAAAAGCUCGAAUAAAAAGAUGGCAUCUUCGGCCUUUGAAAGUUGGCGUCAGGAGCGAGUCGCUCGCGGGCUCGAACGUUUGGUCGUUUAGUAUGAAGAGAAAAAAGUUUGCCGCUGACACUGCCAAUAACUUUUUGCAGGUUUUCUAGUAUGCCAGUUUUUUCUUGCGUCACACACACACCGUCGUCUUGUAUUUCAGAAACCGCAGAUCAUGGGACUUCGUGUAUAGAGCUUAUUAACUUAACCGAUAGUAUAAUUUGAUUUGUAACACGAGUUUUUUUUAAAAAUUGCGAAGAAAGAUGCCAUUCCAAUGACAUUAAGGAACCUGCGCAAGCUUUUUUCAUGUAUACUUACACAUUGCAGAAUAUGACAGUGUUACGAGGUUUGCAAUCGACAAUGUUAAAUGCAUAAAAUCGACACUACUUCCAUUUGGUCUUGCUCUUGUUCGAGCCCCAAAUACCAAUUCAAAUUUCAAGUGGUGCAUGACAAGUUUUGUGAGCACCCGAGGCCAAGAAAUCCUAUUGCUCUUUGUCAUAGUGUUAGUGUUUGGGCAAGGAAGACCACUUCGCUUCUCGUUCUAUCCAACACCAAACAGGCUCACGAUUGGUUUCGCCUGCCUGCGCUCAAAUACAUGCUGGCACUCUGCGCCUUGCAUUUUAUGCGUGACCACGGCUUAUUUCAACUUUGUCGAUUUCAAGCCUGACGAUUCCACACAAAACAGCGUCGCGAGCGUCAAUUUGGACAGUGACAGCAAUGUGAAAGAAGCCACAACUUGGGCCCAUAAUUACGUCAACGAAGCAGGAUAUCAAUUGCAAAUAUCAUCACGGUGUCUGAAAGUUUGGCGUGCAGGUGUUGCAUGGCUCAAAAGAUAUGCUGGAAUACGCAUUGGCCGAAUGUCACAGGUUUUGCGAGAGCUUUGGCUUUUUUACAAUGCCUACUCUGAAUGAGAACUCGUCUGCUCGCAACGUGGCCAAAAAUGGACAGCUUCUGGUCCUCAUGCACGUUGACAGGAGUUUCCGCGACCAUUGAAAAAGAGCAUCACAAGUUCGCGAUCGAUGCAGGGCGGGAUCUGGAUCUGCGCCGGCGACUGCUGGCAGUAUCGUAUCCAACUAACCAACCAACAAGUUUGCCACUUUCCAGACCCACCGGACACAGAUAUUUGCACUUCAUACGGCAGAGGGGACGGCGGAGUCAGCGAACCUGAAAAGCAAUGUUUUGCUAGCGAAGGGUAGCCUUGUGCAGAAGUUCCUUAUGUAUUGCAAGUAUGUCUGGGAGGUCUGGAAACUUGCUAGAACAAAACUCACCAUUCUUGGCGUUGGCUGCCAAGUGAGAAUAAAUAUCUGUCAUGCGUAUGGCGAAACAGUCAGUGCCAUCUGUUUGCCAUGCGAUGCAAACGCGACUUGUCAUGAUCUGGCCUCGGGACGAAGACAUAGCCGCUCAUAACGCUCAUCAAAACCCUGUCACGCGUGGGCGGUCCGUAGCCGUACUAUUACAGAGGUUUUUAUCAUCCAGCACACGUUUGCAGGAAGACCAAGACAUAGAAUUUGCAGGUGAUUUUCUUCUUGCACGCGCAAAACAAAAAAGCGACUUUCUUCGAGUGUAGUUUUGACAAAUUUGUCACCGCCGCUACCAGGGCCCUGGAACACUUCGACGUAGAUACUCCACAGAAAAUCCUAGCGACGUUGUGUCAUAACAAUUCCAAGUCCGGCAUUGUAAAUAUAUUUCGACUAUUUCUAUACGAAAAGGCAAAAACAAAUACUCAUCAGGGGAUCAGGGACGGGGUAAUUUGUCGUGCUUACAUCCGCCUGUAACUGCUGCAUGCUGUAGGGUCUUCACUCGUAGCGAGUACUUACUUUUUGUUUUUGUGUAGUAUGGUGAGUACUCGGACUACGAAUCUCGUAGUCACUUUGUUUUACAUACAAUAAAAAACAAAGUUAUUGAUGCGCACCUGCUGCACGAACCCUGGCGCCACGGCCAACCGCCGUUAGAGCCACCGGUUCUUGGGGCUCGCGUCGUUGCGCACUCGUGUCCGACAAAUCAACCUAGCCACGUGCCGAUAACGCCGGCCCUAAUGAGUUGAAGACUACUUCUAUCCGCAUCCGCCUAAGAAUGGGCGCGCCGGUCUUCUCUAGUAGGCCCGCUGUCGGACCUUGACCUUGUAGCUCCUCCUGCCAGCGCUAUUUUGUUUUGAUAUGACGCGCUAGUUUUUCUUUUUCUGUGCGAUAGAAGAGACAGGGGUCUACGGCACUUUGCAGCUGCUUUUUACGCUGUCGGCGCAGCCCUUAGCGGUCCCGGGUUCCAUGGUGCCUGCGCUGCAAAAUCUGCGGUACCGUCGCGGUCAAGGGCUGAAGGCGGAGAGGAUUCAAAAGUCGUGCGAAGCUACCAAUGUCGCGCCCUUGCACGAAGAAGCACAUGAUCCCCUUUGUAUGGAUGUGUCAGGAUCGCAAUCGACAAGAUCGAAAAACUUGCGAUGCAUAAAAUAUAGGGCACUGAAGGCCUGUAUUGGGGAGCAGGCAAAUGAGACCGAUUGUAAGCCUGUUUAGGGGUAUGCAAUGUGCUGCCAGAGUAGCAUGACAGGAGCAGUCUGCUUUGCCCAAGCAGCACGACAAACUGGAUUUAGGUGCUCCCGAAGUUUGUCAUGCGCCACUUGCAAGCUGAAGCUCCAACUGACAUCGUCAUCGAUUUUGUGCAUCGCAAAUUUUCCGACUUUGUCAAUUUUGACUCUGCCACUUCCAUACUUUGGCGCGAAGACGUAGAAAGCGUCUCCUCGACGAGCAGCGGGGCGUCGACGAGUGACUCCUUGCUUUUCUCAAGCGACGAAAUCGAUUCCAAUCGCCGGUUUCUCGGCGAAGCUGAAGCUAGGCGCAGGCCCUCCCUCGGCUCGGAUCCCUCAGAACACUUUUUUAUCAAACACACGCCGUGCCCACGCCACCAGCAGCAGCAGCGACGAGAGGGAGGCCGCAGAAGGACUGCUCGUCAGCAUGAUGUAGUCUCUGGUCGUGUAGUUGCACACGAUCAUAUUAUGUUGCGGAGCAAAAGCGUCCCCACGGGUCGUGCGGCUCGAGCCGAGCUUGUGGAACCCCGACGGCAGACGCUGUCAGCCCCCAGACAUACGCGCGACGCAAUGUUGGAAAUGCCAACAAAUGGCCUCGUAGGCUAAUAUCUAGUUCUCUCUACUCUGCAACGAGGACGUGAGUUCUCUAGUGAUUUUCUUCAAAAUUUGAGGCUUCUCUGUGCUCUAUCUCCUUGGUCUCGUCCAGUAUGUAAAACGUUCCAGAGUCAACUUAACUCUGGAACGUUUAGCAACACAAUAAAUCAGAAGUUUUGGGAGUCCUCGCGCUUGAACAGUUCCUCGUCUCUGUAGUGGUGUAGUACAGGAGUUGUUCUUUAGCAAGGACAGCCGGCUCACAAAGCCAUCUCCUUGUCCUCUUUACCGCACUGUGCCAAAGCAUAUGCCUCUCAUCAUGGCGGGGUUGCGAAUUACCAAUGUUCCACAUCCACUUCCACCAGUUGCAGAUCUGCAUGACAGCCCUGGGGUGGGGACACUUUUGCUCAUGAUGCACGAAGCUGGUCGUGCCGCGACGCGGGCGACAACGAGAACAAGAAGAAGAACGACCGGCGCAAAACUAGAAGAAGGCGUACGGGUGCGUCGUCUUGUUCACUCUGAAAAGCAAGAAGGGGAGGAAGAAGAAGAAGAAGUAGACGGAAGCGCAUGCGCAUACAAGAAGAAGAAGCUGCAACAUGAAGAUGCCAGUUCUGGCGCAGACUUGCUCCUCUUUGACGCAUUCGAGCGACAGGUCGUGCAACUGGGAUGCAGCAACCAGCGUGACUUGCAGAGACGACCACGUGGGGAUCUACUACCUUCUACUUGUACUUCCGAGGAUUUGGCAAAAACAGCUGCAAACUCGCUGGGUUCCGUGUUCGGCAGGGCAGAGCUAGAAAAGGUUUUCACCCGGGGUGGAGCAAGGGACGUCGGAGCAGGCCGCUUGCUGUCUUCCUGUAUUCAUCGUUGGUCCUCCAUUAUCGCCGAGUUGCGGGCUCUGGCGUAUUGCCUAUGCGAAGAUGGUGCGUCCGCUGUUGCUCAUUUGUGGAACGAGAAGAAGCUGUGCCUAGCGAACCUGCCGUCCCUGCUCAAUGGUCACGCCACCCGUCAUUUAAACGAGAAUCACGACCCACAACUUUUUCGAGCGGUACACGAUGACUCAUCUUCGGGAGAUGAAACUCGUGGCACCACGUGUCUACAAGAAGGUAGCUACUGCGAGGAAAAAUCAAAAUUCCCAUACUGGAAAUGCAAAUGUAUGCUUCUGAAAUAAUAUAAAUUUGUGAUGCGGAAGAUUUGGGGCCCUGGCGCUGGCCACAAAUGAAAUAAUCGUCUCUGUAUUGCAAGAAGGCCACUCCAGAGAGCCCGCCAAUUUGUAGCUGUUACGCAGAAGGCUCGUAAUGAUUUAGGGCCUACACCGGAGACGCCUGCCAUACUAAGUGCCUGCAGCCCCUCCUAGUGGAAGACAGGGCUUGUUCAUGGACACAACUCCCGCGGCAUGAUAGAUUUUCAUUUUAUUGUGGGAAGGGGGGGCUUUUCGUCUUGAUAGUAGCUGGCGAGCUCUGGGGGCACGCCUCACAAUAUCCAGUACAAAUAAAAGUAUUGCGCUCUAUAUGAUCAUGAAAAUGAAUUGCAGCUGUACAUGACAAGUUUGGUUUCCUUUUCCUACCCAAUCUCCAUUUACGAUGUCUUCUUGAGAAAUUUUGUUAAAUGCGAUUUAUGCUAGUGCGAUAUUCUUGCAAUGCAUACACCACGCUCAUAGCCGAUUUUGAAGGCGCUCCGCUGCAGGAAGGCAAGGCUGCGAGACCAUCCACGAGCAGACACCUCCAGGGACAUCAAGAACAGGGAAAGAGUCUUCAGGGGCUCCUGCGCAGGCUACGCUCCUGCCGAAACAGCAUUCGACCGCUCGCGCAGUUGCACAGUCUGCUCAGCGACGUAUUUACGAAGCUCAAUGAGUGCCAAGAAUCUGGGCUCCAGCGUGACCGUGGCCACGGCGCGGAAUUGCUGCUGUUCCGUAGCCUGAAUGCAGUUAUGCGGACAGGGUGUGGUGUACCCCUCCCCCUCGCGGGCUCAUCAAAAACUGGAGGGGCGGCGCUGAAUGGCGCGUGGCGUAGUACGCUCGAGGCACACCAAAAGGACCUCAACCUCUGGAACAGGUUCGCAACUUGCUCAAGCUGGACCUCACCAAGAACGGAUCGCGUAAAAGCAACAAGGGCGGUGUUUGGAGCCGCUGCGUGCAAGGCGGGCGAUCUCGUCGCUCUGCGCUUGCGACUCGAUGCAGCGUGUCGCGUGGACCCUUUCCAGGUGGAGUUGCGUUUUGAUUUAGAUGGUGGUGGAAAGAACUUCGAUGCUGAGUCGUCGCCCCGUGCGGUAGAGCGCCUCUCCAACAACAAUGACGAUGCCUCCGAGACGGCCGAGACCAGGACGGCCGGCCCGACAUCGAGAACCGAUCAUGAUGAGGCGCAUUUCUUUUCUCGCGACGCGAGUGAAGAUGCCAGUCUGCUUCUUCUGCCGCAGGCAAUGCGGCUGCAGGAGGAGACGUGCGUGAGCAUCUUGCGAGGCGCGCAAUUGUGUGCGCGUGUGCAAAGUCAGCAACUGUUGUCGAUGUUAAUGCAUCCCCGACACGGGCCGCUCCGCAUCGCUCUGCGCGCACUGCAGCUGUUGGCGCUUUGCCAGCACGCAGAAUUGACGGACCGGCUUUCCGCACUGGUGGCCUCAGACACCUUGACCACCGUGAACCUGCAGAAAACGGUGCGGACUUUCUUGCUAGAAACGUGGCCGAUCGGGGGUGGACUAGAACUAGAUCGAAGCCUCCCUAGCGCGACUCGAACCGCCAUGACGCAAUGUGAUUAUCAAAUGCAAAUGCGUCAUCUGGGUCUGGAAAACAAGUGGAAGCUGUGAUGCGGAUUCUGGAACAGGCAAAGAUUUGUCAUGCGUGGUCAGCAAAAGUAGCUCACUGCUCGUCUUCAAAAUCUGGGAUUAUUUCUCAUGCGGGAUACGUAUUGGGAAACCUCGUCAGAACCUGUGACGUCAUUGCUUGCAACAUGCCCGAAGAGAUUCUGGGUCAUGCAAAAACAUCAUGACAAAGGAGACGGAAAGCCCACACGCUUCCAGACGCAGCGAUAAUAUUUGCGAUGCAUACAACUGAUGACGAUGAAUGGAUCUUGACAACGCAACGACUGAGGGAGAGGAUGGCUCUGGAAGUGUGCGUACCAAAUGCAAAUAUUUCUGGAUCUGGAAGAUUGAUUCUGCAAUUUGGCCAUGCAUUUUUUGGGUCACGCAGAUUGAUGCUUUGGAAAAAUUCGAGCAAGAGCAUAACAAGUUUUGUUCGUGUCUCAUCUUGGUGCCUAUCCUGGUGCAUGAGAAGCUCGUUACUCGCGUAGCAAAAAGUGGAGCACAGCUGUUGGCGUUCAUGCAACACGCAUUCUUGCGCAGAACAGUAGAGUUUGUGUGACGAAUUCAUCGGAUAACUCUUCCACACCUCCCAGGAGACAUAUUAGCAAUGCAUAGCGCGCAAGCCAUCUCGUGGUGGUGGACCUGCUGCAGGAAGAGCAUGAACGUGCUGAAAGACAUGAAAAAGAAAAGAUGCAGAGCCGGGGCGUUGAUGCACGAAUCAAUGCGACGCAGGCGGCACCGGGACCGGGACCGGCAGGCAAAAAUGGUGAUUUAAUUACGCGGAGCAUUUACAACAACUGCCUUCCUCGGCAGAGAUACCGAUUUCAGUGGCAGUUCCUCGACGCGGCAGAGCCGCAUAGCCAUCGAGGAGAGGAUGGUAAUUUUCCGACUCAAGUGCAGGACCGCGCUCGGAUCAGAGCAGAAACAAAGCCAGUGAAAGUUGCUGGCACAACAGCAAACGACCUUAGAAUGCGUUGUCCCAGCACGGUUAAAGCGGGAGCUUUGAACUGCUCAAUCCCGGGUUUCUUUUCGCCGUAUCACUUGUAAGUGUGUCUGGCUCUGGAAGAUUGCUCAAGUUUCUCAUGCAUGUUUUGGAGGACAUAGAAGAAGAAGAUGCAGGAGCUCUGGAAUGCACACAAAAGCAUCACAAGUUUUGUUCAACUCUCUUGAUGCCGAUCAACCUGCAUGAGAAGUUGAAGUUCAUCGCUAUUUGCGUAGUAAAAAGUGGACAACUUUUGGCGUUCAUGCAGCGUGAAUUUUUGAGUAAUCCAGAGCUUGCAUGACGCCACUCACUCUAGAAGAGGACCACCCAGAGGACAUAUUUGCGAUGCAUAGGCCGAUGCAGAUGGACAUGUACUCGCGCUGCUUCAGUUUCCUGCUCGAGCUCAAGGGCGCUCGCAAAUUGCUACAGCAGGCGCACUUCUUCCUGUACAACAAGAAUUCCAGCAGCACGUCGGCCAGACAGAACAGGAACACCCAUGUAGGAGAGCGUCGCAGUGCGCAGCCGGCGGUGAACUCCUUUGGAUUUGGCUCGCAUAUGCAUUGCAAAUUCAUUGUCUGGGUCUGGAGUGAUGCAACCUGCAGCGACGCGACUACGUUUGGAUUCUACAUGUUGAGAUCUGUCUUGCAUACACAGCAAGAAAGAUCCAGCUCUUUGCGACGCCGACGCGGAGAGGGCAUUUCUCAUGCAGUAUGGGCAUCAGAAAGUCCUCGCAGGGUCUGUGAUGCUACGGCAUGCAUCACAGACAGAGACAUCAUGGGAGGUGGUCAUGCAUAAUCUGCAUGACAAGCGUCUGCAUUCUUCCUCGAGAGGACCCAGACAUAUUUGCAUUUGAUGUCGCACCCCCGCACGCAAUUGCUGUUGCAGCAGGACGAGCACCACGUGUUGCAAGAUGCACACCUGUUGCGGUCCGAGAUGUUGCAUUUUGUGCAAGGCCUCGAGUCCGCGCUUAGCAUGCGCGUAGCGGCUUGCAUCGACACCUUCGACAAAAACGCGGCAGCAGGAAUCUCCAUGUUUAAUAGUUCGGCCGAGACGAGCACGAGCAGUUCUGGUACGAUCCGCUCUAGCAGCAGGCGCGCCAGGAGCCGAAAUCCUUUGUCGCUUGUUUCCCGUCCUCAAAGCCACAUGGUUGUGGAAAGGGAGGCCAAGAGCAACACACGCCCCCUCUCAAAGCUAACGGAGGCAAAGAGCUCAUCCCAGACUGGUGGGUGCCGCACUCCCAGUACUUCUUACAGCAGGUGGGAAUCUUCGUCUGCGCCUGGAGGCACAGCUGGAGCUGCCUCCCCGUCCUAUCUUCGUGCAUAUGGGCGGUCGUCAGUGCGGCCGGCUUGGUCCUCCCAUGGUGCCCUUCCACCGUCACAGAACCAAUACCAAAGUACGACAAAUAAUAAGAGAGAUGACAUUGAGAUUGACGGGGCUGGUACUGGUUCGAUAUCAAAAUCAAAUAUGUCCGGAUCUGAAAAAAUACGAUGUGUGCAAGUCCUACUGCGAAGAUACACAUUUUGCAUGACGCAUCGUGUCUGUGAUGUAUGCCCUGCCGUCACAGAUUUUGCGCAGGCUUCUUUAUGCCUGUCUAGCAUGAGAAACGCCGAGUCCUUCCUCGCGUAGCAAAAAUAAUUUCUAGAGUUCUCUUUUUACUUGUUGCUACUCAACAUGAUGUAAGUACUACAUUUUUUUUUUGAAAAAUCCAAAGACAGAGUGAGCAUGAGCACAACUUGCAGUCUUCCUCCAGGCACAGACAUUAUAUCUGCCAUGCAUAUUGAAGAACCGAGGAUCUCAAUCAUCGCAUCUUGCGUCGGCGUAUCGGGUCUAUCCUGAUAAAAGAUCCUUCUGCCUCAUAUUCAAAAGGAAAACUUGAGAUGCCGAUGUGUGAGUGUGGCGAUACACCAACUGUGUCUUGCAAGAAGGCAACUUGCUAGCAGAACCAGAGGCCUUCGCCCCAUUGGGUGCGUGAUUUGUCAUAUUGUUGGGCCUACGGGGCAGCCGUUUGAUGCCAUGCCACGCAACUAGACCCAAACGCCCCUGCAAAGGCUGAGGGUAAGUAAGUAACUCGCUCACAAUCCCUUAAUGCAUGCAGGGCCCCCGCCGCGCUUGAUGUUUGUGUAGCAGUAGUACAACGCAAACCCAGCCUCAGAAUAUAUAUAUAAACCUCGUUUGGAACAGUAUUACAGGGUGGGAGGAUUUCCUCUUUGAGACUUUCCAGUUCGGAUCCCACAAAGACUGAGCCAGGAGACGGAAAAAAGGUUCCAGCUAUCCGCUGUAAAAAAACAUCUCCACCCCAGAGUUGGCAUGCAAAUAAUUAUCCACUGCAGCCCUAAUAAAAAAAAAAUGGCGCAGUGCCGCCUGCUUGCUUUAACUUUAUCGAUGGCGCAGGGCUUUAUUGACAGGGUUUCGCUGCAGGGCUUUAUCAACAGCAGUUUCUGUGGCGACCACUGAUCGAGGUAGCACUCGACUUUGUAUGUUGGGGUCGCGGGCGAAACUGCCUCCUUGCCCAUCCCCCGGGGAGUGGAUCCCUCACCUGUUGUAGCGAUGAUAAUCAUCAUGCGGGUGUCCACUACAUAACGGUGAUGAUGCGCAGCCCGAUGUAUGAGGACCUUUUUCGAGAAGUACGCGCUGGGAGUUUGUCAUGCUCGAAGCAGGGCAUGAGGUGGCCUAUUUGUAAAUGCGGACGCGCUAGCGAAUAAACAGGAAUACGCUACACGCAUAGCUUUGUCAUUCGCAGCAGCCGAAAGUUUGUGAGUUGUGUACUAACAAAAUCCUCAACAUGAUUCAGGGGUGGAAACGUUUUUACACAGGAUACCAGCACAAACACAAGCAAAGUCUCUAGCUUUUGUUGAUCAACUGGCAAGCAUCGGCUUCGAAGACCUCCAGGCGCUGCAUAUCUUCAGAGUGCACAUCAACCCCCCCUCGAUCCCCUCACUUCUUGUCAUGCAGAAUCAGAAACCCAGUUGGAGUUGCGGUGCUUCUGCUUCCUCACUCACCACCGGGGAGGGAAGCCGUGGCGCCGGGGUCGCAAGGUGGGGGCUGUCCAGUACGUGAUGACGCGGAUGCUUUGUCAUUCUGUGCUUGUGGAACUGUUUGCAUAUGCAAAUUCCUGAAGAGGCAGCCCACAGAGUUGUACGUACUUGCUUUUACUACACUCCGCACACGAUCGUGGACUUUUGUUUCAUACACGAGCUCCUUCACGUGAUGCGCUAGUGUUUGUAUUCUUUUGCAGCUUGGCAACAUUGCUGCCCUCGUACAACGACUGAGAGGGAGGGGGAUUAACUUGCUUAUGCACUCUCAUACUGCAUGCGCGCUUUCUCGAGGAGGUUUCGCCCGAAAAGUGGCUCGGAGACUCCUCUCUACUUGCGGAUUUGCGACAGUUAGUGACCCUUGUCCGCUCGUUUGCUGAGAAUUUUUGUGCCGCGCCGCCGGGGAACGAAGGUGAAGAUCCGCGCUGGUGGGUGCGGCAACGAGUGAAGCUAACCGAAUAUCGAAAAGAAUUUAGGUCGACGCUGUUGUUCGUUCUAAAGCUGCUGAAAUUCGCUCCUUGCCACUCGCGGAAAGAAUUCACAUCCCUCUUUCAUCAACUAAACGGGAACGGAUUCUACAUUUGACGAAGACCACACUGAUUUGACGCAAGCUCAAGCAACCGCAUUCGAAUGAAGUUAUGCGUUGGACAAGUAUCGAUCCAGUAUAUAUCAAAAUCGCAUGCUCAUAUGAUUUUUGGCAACAACAAAUAGGAACUGCCGACUCAGCUUGCAAAAGGUAUUUUUCAUACAUGACUGCGAUCCAUACGACGAGUGCGGGUCUUUUGCAGAGCAUAAAAAUGUUGAUCACCGAAGAUUUUUUUUCGGAAAUUUUCACUUUCAGCGAAGUGAGGUUUUGUUUUGUUCAGCGGCGCGCCCUUUUCUUGUUCAUGGUUAUGCUUCCGACGUUUUCUCGUUGAUCCCUCAGAAAGUAGGACUUCUACAAGAACUAUGUAGCACAC
This is a messenger RNA of Amoebophrya sp. A120, 11018 nucleotides long. Lineage: Eukaryota; Dinophyceae; Syndiniales; Amoebophryaceae. The record is from the annotation of a GenBank genome assembly.